This is a messenger RNA of Photinus pyralis (common eastern firefly), 3304 nucleotides long. RefSeq names its product histone deacetylase complex subunit SAP130 (gene Sap130). Gene Ontology annotation, cellular component: Sin3-type complex. Bases 256 to 3027 code for a protein of 923 amino acids. Lineage: Eukaryota; Metazoa; Arthropoda; Insecta; Coleoptera; Lampyridae. The record is from RefSeq and is a predicted model, not a curated record. The transcript is spliced from 12 exons. Gene Ontology annotation, biological process: negative regulation of transcription by RNA polymerase II.
GUAGUUUUAUGUAGAAGGUCUACUAAAAUUUUAAAGUUGAAACUGUGAAAUUAGCGAUGGGUUUAAUAAAGUCGUUUAAUUAUAGUCACAUUUGGAGUUUUAUUAAUCCCAUAAUAUAUUUUUUAAUGUUCGUGUAUAAACUGUAGUUGUUUUAAGUCCCAUUUGUAUAAAAAUUAUACAAAAAAAGUUAUUUUCAAAUUUCAUUUUCAUAAACAGAUGCUAACGCGUUUAACUUUCACAUAAUUCCUAUUUAACAUGAGUGGAACUACGGAAGAUGAAAAAUCUGAAGCCCCCAAAGCGUUUCCGUUAGAUUUGGCUGCAAAAAUAGCCACCGUAAAGACAAUGGACGGUAAAACUCCUUUGGUUAUGACAGGGCAACCUCUGAGGAAUAUGAGGGUGUUAACACAACCGGCUAGCGGUAAUUCUGGUCAAACGUCAGUGGUAACGCCCGCUAUUAUUACCACAAACAUUGUUCCGCAGGUUUUGAAGCAAUGUGAUACCAGUAGAGCACACGCCGUUAGCACACCGGGGACUGCUUCUAUCACCUUACAACGACCUGCACAAAUUACAUUGGCCGCUUCGUUGCCCGUUGUUGCAUCCUCACUUCCUGUAGUUUCUCAAAAUACUUACCAUGUGCCUCGAGGGCCGGCAGUAGUGGCCAACCUGGCAGCUCCUCGCAGUAACGUUGUUGGCUCGAUUCGUACUCCGAUGGUCGUCACUGCACAGGCUAAUCAACAGGCCUUCAUUCGACCACCUCGUGCACCUAGCCCUGCUCAGGGUACCGCAUGGUUGACGAGUUCGUCUAAUGGUUCUCAAAUCAAAGGAGCACCGACAGUUUUAAGUCCACCCGUACGAGGUGCGACCGUCUCCGGCACUCUUGCCAAACCCCAAUUAUUAACCAGGGCGCAACCGCUCUCACAAACCACUUCCACAAUUAGGCCAACGACUGCCACAAUCCUGCAUUCUGCCAUAACUAUCGGACAAGGAGCUCAGCUUCACUCAUUCAAACCCAAUCAAGGCGCGACUGCUAUUCAAACUCUCGGUAGCACCGUAACCUUAGCCCAGGUGAUUCCUUCAAGGACUCAAACGCUCGUGUACAGCACAAAUGGGACGCAGUUUACUUCGGCUCCACGUUUAACCAUAGCUAGCACUAUACAAAAUCGGCUAUCGACAACUUCUAAAGCUCAGGUGACAACGGCUCGUUUGACUAUGCCGAUAGUCAGUCAAGGAGGAUCGACUCGGUUAGUGGCGCCACAAGGAACAGUCUUGACAACAGGAGCGAGAAUUUCAACUGUACCGACGACGCAACAACCUACACCUCCGAGAAUUGUAUCAACAACCCAGUCAACGGUGACACUUGGCCGACUGUCUGUUAGCGUAACAAGUGCACCUACACAAGUGAGCAGCGUAAAUGUAUUGGGUCAGACUAGAAUAUCGACGCUAUCGCUGCAUCCGUUAGUUGCCGUUGCUAAUAAUGCACAACCGCGAACGAUACAGGCCCAAACGGCUAAGGUCAUAGCACAGCCGGUGCAAGGCAAUACAGUUUCAAUACCUCAGAUGUCAUCUGUUAUGAAACCUAAUCCAAUUGCUACUACUACAAGAACGAUAAGUGUACAGCAAGCUAAUAUGGUUACGCAGAGGCCCAUUACAGCCGGUGCCACUCAGGCAGUUGCAAUAUCAAAAGUGUUUCCGCAAUCAGUUGAUAAUCAGUCAAAUCAGGCUACAACUAAUAUAUUUAUACACACUCCGAUGGCUUCCGUUCCAAGAAAGUCUUCUCCAGGCCCAACACCUAUUACUCAAACAACGGCUGUAUCCACAUCAUCUUUAUCAACCUAUCCACUAACAAGUGGUACCUACUUCUAUGAUGCCUCCGGUACGUACUCCGUAGCGCGCCCUUUUAGUCAGCAGUCGUCAUUCACGACAGUGCCUCAAUCGAACGCUCCACAAAUACGUGCAACGCAAGUACACGGGAUCAUGUCAAAUCAGCCGAUGAGGUUUAAUCCGAUUAUGGUCGUCGACCAAAAUCGCAUGACGCAAUUUAAUCAACAAGCCAUGGAAGUGUCUCAAGAGCAAAAUACGCAAACGCCAACCACGAAGAUUACGUCAUCGCCUCGUCCGAGCAUCUUACGUAAACGAGACCACGAAGGAUCCCCUCUAAAGGCAGCCAAAAAUUUAGCACCCCAACUUGGUAUUUUACCCAUACAACCGCAAGCGCCUAUUUCACCUCCUUCACGUCCAGAUUCAGGAGGAAAUGGCAACAGUUCCGGAGGAAGUACGACAAUAUCGGCAACAUCUAGUCCAGGUUUAGCAGAGACAAACGAGGACAGCAUGCCGCAUAUUCCGCUAAACAUCAAAGAAGAAGAAAAUGCUCGUCCGCCUCCCGAAAUGAGCCCCCGUAAAAAACCGAGAAAACAACAACUAACCGGCAAUGAUAUCGACGAAAACAUGCACGAAGAUAUGCAAUUCAUAUCGGAAACGAAUGUGAAGAAAGAGCCGGAAUCAGACGGCAAUCGUUCGGAUCCGGCUAGAGAAGAGACUGCCGCCGAAACUCGUCGCAUUUUACGUAAACCUGCCGGCGUUAGUCUACUUAACAGCUACAGGCAAACGUGGAAAGCCACCCACAAUCAUUAUUUGAGAUAUAGCGAUGUGAAACCGAAAGAUGAACGCCGUCCCACUAUAAUGGAUCUCUCAAAUCAAUAUCGUGUGCUUGACAAAGUUAACGGAUGGAAAGUACAUCAUUUGUCAACUCAAAUGGAAGAUUUGGCGGAUCAAGAACAACAUGUUUAUAAUCAACUUCGAGAUUUGCUGAAAGACACAGAGGCAGAAGAGGGAAACGGCUUUGACAAAGAUCUAAAUCGCAUUAAUGAGCUUAUUAAGGGAAACUUACAACGCAUUAAAAUCAUCAACGAUGGAAUGAUUGAAGCGAAAACACAAAUAAUGAAAAUAUUUGACCAUAAGAUACACGUGACCGAUAUUAUAAGCCGCUGUGCCAGUAAACGCAACUUUAAAAAGCGCGAAAAGUCGUAAGAAUAAGAUGUUAAUAAUUCGUUUAGAAGAUAUAUCGUUAUCAAUGUACAUUUUAGUUAUAGGUGAUUGUAGAUAACGAUAUCUCGACUAUCAUAAUUCCGUCAAUAGUGUUAAGUGCGAAUGUAUUAUUUGUAUUUGUUUAUUAUCUUUCUUCAUUUCGAUGAAGUUAAUGUGUUAUUUUAUAAGUAUAAUUUUAAACAUAGUAAUAUAUUUCUGGUUUAGAAAAUAACAAAAUUAUGAAAUUUUAAUAUUGCAAAUAAAGUGCAUAUUUUAUUUA